Messenger RNA from Alosa alosa (allis shad), 2781 nucleotides. RefSeq names its product glycerophosphodiester phosphodiesterase domain containing 1 (gene gdpd1). The record is from RefSeq and is a predicted model, not a curated record. Gene Ontology annotation, molecular function: phosphoric diester hydrolase activity; phosphatidylcholine lysophospholipase A1 activity. Lineage: Eukaryota; Metazoa; Chordata; Actinopteri; Clupeiformes; Clupeidae. Bases 320 to 1276 code for a protein of 318 amino acids. The transcript has 11 exons. Gene Ontology annotation, cellular component: endoplasmic reticulum membrane. Gene Ontology annotation, biological process: N-acylethanolamine metabolic process; glycerophospholipid catabolic process.
AGUAGCCUAUAGGUCUUGUGAGAUCAUUCGAGAAAAGUUUCUGCCCUGUCAGUUAACUGUCUCCUAAGACCGGAAGGGCCCAAGAAAGCCCCACAGUCUGUCUAUGCACUCUACUACCACUUUCGAUACAAGAAAAUGCUUUCCUAUCAGGAGAGCAUGCGCUGUAAGAGAUGAACCUACCAAAUGAACUCAACCCCAAUAAAUGCCAUCUCACAGAUGUUGCGCAAGCUAGCCUACGAGAAAUGUUGGAUGUUGGGCUUGAGCAGAUCAGUUGUACAGGAGUGUCUGAGACCUCGUGAAAUAGAAUAAAGACGCUGAGAUGUGCGCGGCACUUUAUAUUUUGUCCACGGUGACGGGGUAUGUGUUGACCUCCGCGCUACUGUUGAAAUGUCCAGCUCUGUUACACCGACGAAAGCAGGGUGUAUUCCGGAGCAGGCAUAUAUCCCAUCGCGGGGGAGCUGGAGAAAACUUGGAGAAUACAAUGGCAGCAUUCAGACAUGCGGUGCAGCUGGGCACAGACAUGUUGGAGCUGGACUGUCAUCUGACGAAGGACGAGCAAGUGGUGGUUUUGCACGAUAGCAACCUGAUGAGGUCAACAGGUGUGAGCGUUGACAUCUCCGAUGUGGCCUAUGUGGAUAUCCCUCCUUACCUCUGCAGACUUGGUGUUACCUUUCAGAAAGAGUGUUAUUGUGAGGGAGGUGACGACAAGCGUAUCCCUUUGCUGAGAGAGGUCUUCGAGAACUUCCCCACCACACCUGUCAACAUCGACAUCAAAGUCAACAAUGACACCCUCAUCAAAAAGGUCUCAGAACUAGUGGUCAAAUACGACCGGGAACAUCUGACUGUGUGGGGAAACUCUAACAAUACAAUUGUGAAGAAAUGCUUCAAGGAGAACCCACAGAUCCCAUUGCUGUUCAGCAUGCCCAGAGUGCUGCUCCUGGUGGGGCUCUUCUACACUGGCCUCCUGCCCUUCUUCCCUCUCAAGGAGCAGUUCCUAGAAAUCCCCAUGCCUUCCAUCAUCACCAAGUUAAGGGACCCCUCUAGAUUGACUAGGAGCCAGCGUGUGUUCAUUUGGCUUGCUGACACGCUACUGAUGAGGAAAGCACUGUUUGAUCAUUUAACUGCUAGAGGAAUACAAGUGUAUAUUUGGGUACUGAAUGAUGAGGAGGAUUUCCAACGUGCUUUUGACCUUGGCGCCACUGGAAUCAUGACCGACUAUCCAACCAAGCUGAAAGAAUUCAUAGAGAAGAACAGUAUUAGAUUAAGUAAAGAGUGAGCGGUGUGUUUAGACGUUGCGUGUCUGUCUCUCUGUCUCUUUUUGUGGAAUUACACCAACUACCAUUUUUUCAAGUUUACCUUAUGUCUUACCAGUACAGUAGAUAGACAACUAUUGUCAACCCAUUCAAAGGGCCCAUUGUUGUGGAAACCAUGUUUUUGUAUUUGUGUGUGGAAAAUGGAACGGUACUAAGAAAUGGUUUAGGGAGGCCAACAGAUUUUCCUUUGUAGUUUGAGAUCUGUGUAUUUUCAGCUGUGACAUAGGCAGCUUAUUUAUGGCCUUAUUUCCAGGUCACAAACUGCCAAAACUACAUUUAUUUUCUUUAUUGUUCUUUAAAACUUAGUGAUUUAAUAUAAAACUGCAAAUAUCAUUGUCUUAAUGAAAGUAUAAAAAUGUCCACUUAAAGAAGUCUUCUUGUGUGAGGAGAAUCAGUUUGUUCCAAUGAUGUAAUGAUAUUGCUUUUGCUAGUUUGCAGACUAUCUGUGAGAUGUCAGUGCUGUUUACAGUGUAGGGCAUCUAAACUUUAUGUCUCUUGAGCGACAUUUAAGGAAUUCAAUCACCAGCCACCUUAAAGGUAUGAUCCACACAGCAGCACCAUCUAGAGCUCUUCAUUUUAUUUGUACUAUGACCAUAUCAGAGGAGGAGAAAUCAGUAAACCAGAACUGAUCAUGGUUCCUGGCGCAGGGCAUUAAACCUGAACCAUGGUGUGGAUUUCAGUGUGCUGCACCGCUGUCACCACUGUUUUUUUUUCCCCCUUGUGGACUGUGGUGGUGGAUGUCCCUUCUUGGGGCAUCUGCUUCUUAGUUGUGGCUGAAUGUAUUGUUAUGGAACACUAAGACUUGUCCUUGUUAAAUGUGUUCUAAAUGUGACAAUUCCAAUUCAGGGGAAAGAAAUAAUUAUUUACCACUGGGCUGUUUUUAUUCAAAUAUGCACAAGUGUAUAAGGUGUUGUUUGGAUGAUUACGUAUGUAUAUUUGACAUCAGCACAAUGUCUUUUAUUUUCAUUAUUUGUUUUGUUGGAUGCAUACUAUUAUACAGAUUGUCAUACACUGGUGAGUUGAGCAAGUCAUUUUAAACAAGGUUAAGUAUUGUUGAUAAUGUACUAUUUAUGCAUGGACUUCUUUGCAAUAAAGGGCUUUUAAAAAAGCACAUAAAAAUGAAGAAGUCAUUGUAACUGUUAUGGCUCAGUCAGACAAGAGUCUUCACAGGUUUGUCUGUCUGUGCUACCAGUGUUAACCUCUGAAACAGAUACUGUACAAUAUACUGUAGGUGUUGAGUGGCUUUUCAUUCUCAAUGAGAAUGUGUGGCAACAAUGCAAUAUGACGAACUGCUAAAACAGGUAUAGUUUUCCAUAUCAGUCUGGAUGUUUUGUAACAUGGGCACUGUGUUUCACUGUCUUUUUCAAGUCAUGUACCUUAUUGCUGUUAGUUGUCUGAAUUUUACGAAUAGUGAUUCAUUUUCAGUGAUUACUGUGUAUGUCUGUUUAAUAAAUUAUUUUUGAGAUCA